This is a messenger RNA of Lytechinus pictus (painted urchin), 6369 nucleotides long. Its product is annotated as mucin-3A-like. The coding region runs from base 344 to 2800 and encodes 818 amino acids. Lineage: Eukaryota; Metazoa; Echinodermata; Echinoidea; Temnopleuroida; Toxopneustidae. Gene Ontology annotation, cellular component: membrane. The transcript has 6 exons. The record is from RefSeq and is a predicted model, not a curated record.
ACAGUAUGAUUUAUACCUUUAUGAUACAGCCACACGAGCGUAACGGACCCCAGACCGACACAAGGUAUCACGUUAUUACCAAUGACAGAUCAUCGGUCGGUUUGGUAUCGGUUCCAUCAGUGUGACUGUAGCAUUAGUCAGGAUGAAUGCGUUAUGAAGUUUAACACGUAACCUGACGUUCUAAUGGGCACCGAAUGAAGAUGAGCAAGAGAUAGCUACGUUUCGCAAAGAAAGGUGCGGAACCAAACGACUUGGUGGUUAUAGACAGGCGAUCCUCAACCUUGGUGACUCUUCAUCGUUGCCUCUGUGACUUGAUGCCUUGUAUUUUACGUGUUUGAGCAGCAUGAAGCACGAUACGACGUUAGGUCUUCUGUGCCAUCUUGGAAUCAUCUUUGCGACAUUUCGAGUUUCCCUGGGGCAGAGUUGCACUUUCCAGUCGGGUCUGUGUGACUGGAUCAGCGUCGGGUCGGGGCCCCGGUGGAGGAGCUCCCGUGACCCCAAUACAUCCUCAUCCUCCUCGCCUGAAGAACUCAAAUCCUACGCCUACGUCACAAUAAGCCAAAACACGGACAACGACACGGCUGCAAUACUCCAAAGCCAAGAAGUGAAUGCUGCCACCACCGACACAAUUGAGAUUGGAUUUCAAUACCAGCUCUCGGAUCACAACCAAGGUGAUCUUCCAAAUACCUUAUCUGUGCGAUGGUCAAAAAAUGAAGAGGAUUUCAACGACGUAUGGCACACAAAUGGACCUACGAACUCGUGGGUGACAUCAUCAUUGGUGCUUGCACAGGGAGGCGUUUCAAGAUUUGCGGUGCAGUUUCUGGCUAAAAGUACGGUUCCGUCGCAGGAUACCUUUGUGAUGAUUCGAAACGUCGAAAUAACAAUUAUACAUGACAGCUGUGCAAGCUCACCUUGCAAUAAUGGAGGGUUAUGUUUCGGCAAUGGCCCAACUUUUACCUGCAUCUGUACCGGAGGAUACCGUGGAGAAGUAUGUCAGAUUUUACCAGGCGACACUCUUUCGAGAUUCCUUCGAGGACGCAGUUCUUAUCGCGGUAUUACCAUAGGUACCGCAGCUCACCAUGGCAAUAUCGACCACAUCACUUCUACGCCAACCAUCAAAGGCACUCCACAGUUUAUCGACACCUCAACUGAUCUUCCAACAUCAUACGAUUCAACAUCACUUAUAUCUGAACAAACGACAAAAUUCAAAGGUCAAGAAACAAGAGGGAUGAGCACGAUGUCAAGACGAUUGGCAACGAACCCUACGGCCGGUGAAUCAACAACCGAUCCUUCACCUUGCUUUAGAAGAAGCCCUGUUCCCUCUGUGACAGCGGCUACGACAUCAGUCUCGGGAGUAACGAAUGAGAUGACGAAUGCUGGAACGUCAAAUACCAUGAAUACAGGCACAGAUGUGACAUCUGGUUCGAAGUUGACGACGCAGUCGGAGACGCAGCAGUCGACAGAGCAGACACAUUCGACGUUGUCUCGUUCUACAAUAGAAUCGCUGACUUUAGUUACCUCAGGCAUUCCAGAAUUGACAACAGAUUCGCUUUCUAUGACGACUGCUACUCAUCCAAUGACGUUUCCAACGACUUUGCCAACAACUCCGCCAAACACCAUUACGACUUAUUUUGAUGACUUUUCCACAACAGCAACGGAUGUUGUCUCCGACAUCUCAUCAACCGAUACCUCUAUAGAGACGGACUUUCCAUCGUCCGAAGACUAUUCGACACUACCUGAGACAUCGACUUCGUUUAAAUCCACCGAAUCAGAUCAAACAACACAGCAAAUAGAUCCAAUCUCUUCAACUACGGAAGGGACAACCGUAGAGGUAUCAUCAAGAUCUACAACGAAGCAGUUUGUUACGCAGAGUGUUACCACAACAGAGGAGAUCGCUACAGUCACAGGGGUUGUAAGCCAAUCAACUCAUAAUAUCAUCACAAGUGUCGUAAUUGGGUUAUCAACUGAAGAAAGUACUAAUGGGCCAUACACACCUUCAGGUGCAGACCCGAUGACUUCCGAGACGAACGGCAUUGUGACCCAGAGUUCAACGACCAGACUGGGAGACGAUGGUACAAAUACUGGAUAUAUGAGCACGAUGGACACAACAAAACGCAUUAUUACAACCAUGACAACUGAAGCAGCAACUUCUAGUGUAUCAACAGGAGAAAGUAUUACUGAUCUAGAGACGUCAGUGUAUUCGAUUAGCACAGGAAUGGUAACAUCCGCUGUAACCGAAAAUUAUGACUUGGAUACAAGCCAAGCAUUGACCACAAGAACAGCGACGUUGUCGACAGAAUCGACCAAAUUCAAACCUUCGUCAACAGAUGAAUCAUCUGAAACAUCAUAUGUGUCUACAGUAGAGAUUGUAACUGAUAGAAACCUUACGGAUAUACCUACAACAGGUAUUGGUGUCGCGUCAACGUUAUCAUCAUCAUCAUCAUCAUCAACAACAACAACAUCAAUAUCUGUUUCGUCAUCGUCGCAUACAUCGAAUUCAUCGACCACCGACAUGGAGGUAUCGUCAGAUGUAUCCCGCUCCACAAUAGCAACAACGCUAAAUUCAAACUUAACACGAAGUACAGGUAAUAUCACAUCUCCAGUCACAGAUGCAUUAUCAUCUUCACAGUCGUCGUUGAAUUCGACGUCGGCGUCGGUUUCGGGAGGCGGGGAAGCGGUCAAUGUACCUCUGGCUGUAGGACUGUCAGUAACAGGCGUUGUUGGUACGGUGGCCGCGGGGGUUACAAUAUUAAUUGUUCGUCGAGCAAGGCGCGUGUCAUAUGGAUUAACAGAAUCAUAACAAUAAUAAUCUGCGCCGAAAAUCCUGCUCAUUUUCGUUUCGGCAGCGACGCAUGAGACCGUUGGGUUAUAAGCACUGUAAGCACAUUGACAUGUUUCCCCCGAAAGACGUUAUUUUGUCAUUUUGUUUAAAAAAUAGUUGUUUUUUCUAGCUGGUUAGCUACCUGUGUAUAGCACCAGACCAAACACAUAAUAGCCCCUGUUUCGAGGAUGUGGGACCAGUGGUUCGAUUCAUGGUCAAGUCAUUGACAUUGUACAUGAAAGGCCUCAAAAUUAAAACUAACCUUUCUUUCUGAAGGCGUCUUUGCAUAAAUUAUUUUUUUUGUCAAAACAUUAAACCCUUAAAUUUUUAACAGAAAGAAUAGAUAUGUCUAAAGUGCUGAAGCACUGACUAGUACUGAACUAUCUAUAUCUUUUACAUGUAUAUUUUUCUGAUGAGGAUGUUUUUUGUGUUUUUUAUUUAUUGAUUAUAAAUAUAUAUGUAUCCUAUUUAAUCUUAAUUUCAUUUAGGUUUUAUCUGCAAUCGACAAUUAUAUGUUUUCAUUGCAGUCUAAUGUUUUGACAUUUGUUUUCUCUUGUUGAAUGAUAAUCGAAUACAAUUUUGACUGAAUUUAUGUAAAACAUUAAUAUCAACAUGUGAAAUGUUUCCAGAAUUGGUGCAUAUUAAGAGCAACGAUGAAAUGUCAGAUUUUAUAAACAAGUACCUGAGUGAUACAUAUUCAUACAAUAUAAAUAUUCAAUUCAAUUCUGGUCUUAUUGUGAAAAAUGAUUACAUGACAAAAGUCCGAAGACUCGUAUUAUCAUAGUUAAAAAGUAAAAAAACAUGUGCAUGUAUUAAUAUCAUUACACAAUACAAUAAAUAAAAUGAAUAUAAUUACAAUGCUGGUCUAUUAGUAAUCGAGAUACAUUAUAAGGUCGAAUUAUGCAAUUUACCCUUCUGGUUAUUCAUAAAGAUUGCAAUUGGUUGAAGAAAGAUGAAAAUCAUAAAAUGUAUGUAUUGUUCAAGUAAUAGGACUAUUUUAAUAUACAGGAAAUAUUAUGUUGAUUUCUUACUGAGGUCUAUACAUUGAACUGGUCAUUACGUUGUAGUUAUGUUAAUUUUACUCUGCUAACUUUCGUUCUUCUGUUGCUGAUCUGGCAACCUACUGCAAAAUAACUACUAUGUUGAAAUCAAGAAUAUUUUGGCAGGUCGCACUUAGAAAAAGAGGAAGUUAGCAGAUACCUUCCUCCUUCUAUCAGAUUAUCUUUUUAGUAAUACAGAUAACCCUUUUCCUGAUGGUGAUCUGGUGAUACAGAUAGGGGAGUGUAUACCGUUUUACCGAGAAAUCAGAUAUGAGGGUUGAUUGGAUAGAUCUUGAACGACACGCAUUCUGUGUUAAUUGCCAUUGACAUGACUGAUUAUUUUAAUUGCUCUACGGUAUAUCGAAUGAUGAUAACCCUUAUAAAUCUAUUCGUUGUUAUUAUGAUUCCAAGUUGUUUUUCGAGCAUUAUUUAUUACAAUAUAUGCAUAAUUGAAAUCCUUUUCUAAUUAUAGUGAAAAUAAGCAUAAUUGUCGUGUGAAAUAUGCCAGGAUGCAUAUUUCAUGCGUUGAAUUCUGUCUCAUAUUAUAAGCUAGGGUUACGCCGGAACCGAAUCAGCUGCGAAUUCAUCCGAAUGCACGUAUUCGGGUGGUUUCGGGAGUAUUCCGCUGUUCUCCCUUCGCGAAUGCGAGAAAAUUUCGGAAGGGAUUCGGGAACAUUCGAAUCCACCGAAACCAUCCGACUCAGGCCGUAUUUGGGCAGAAUCAGUCCGAAUUUACUUGGGAGAAUUCGGGUUUGGUGUAACUUCAGCUAGAAUUGAUCAGCAUGAAGCACGAUGCAAAUGGAAGCUAUUUUUUAGUGUCCUGUAUUUGAACAAUAAUUUUAAUGCAGUUCUCCUGUCCUAUAGAAAUCUACCGUAGUAAGAGAGAAAUUUUACCCAAAGUCGAUUGGAUUUACUUAAAAAUACUUUAAAACAUGACAAGCAAAACAAAGGGACUUACUCCCGAAGGAAGAUGGCUUAUGUCACAAAAAAAUGUGUAUGCCAGACAUUUUCCACUGCAAAUCUUUUAUGGCUCUCAAAGGGGGUGGGGCGGGCCUUAUGUGCCCCUCCCCCUGAAUCUGCGCCAUUGCUCAGUUUUAACUGGAUACCAUGAUGGCCCUUCAAGAGGCCUGUCUUGGAGGGCUCUUUGAAGAAAUCGAGGUUUGUGCCAUCCAUGCCAAGGGGGGUUUUAACGUGACCAAUGAUGUUGUUUAACAGGGGUUGUAGAUGCUAUUCUUUAUUCUUCUAAUUUCCUUUUCACAUUUUCUUUUUUCAUAUUUUUGUCUUUGAAAUUCUGAAUAAUUAAACAAAAUUAUAGGUUAACCAAAUAUGGUAAGUGGGUGAAAGCUAGAAUGAUGACGGUGCCAAAAAGACCAACUCGGAACUAUUUUCAAAGCAACAUGUCAAAUUAUAUAACGCUUCCAUUGGCGGACGUUGACCUGACGUUAAACUACUUCCGGUUGUCCGGUGGUCGGAAUUACAAACUUUGAAAGUUUCCGAUUCAUCUUUUCAAUCGUAGAUUGCCGGAAAAGGAUUAUGACGAAUGAAUUAGGUGGACAAUUAAUUUGCAUCCAUACAACAAAAUGUAAUAACAACCUUGGACACCAUAUACCCGUCAAAAUAGUGCUUCUGUAAAAUUUGUAAAAACACAUUCUCUAAUUCUUGUGUUCUAUAUCAUGGAAUCCACCCCAAAAUCUUUUUAUGCUUUUAAGAAAAGAAAAAGGGACCGAAAAUUUAACAAAAAGGAAGAAGGGAGGGAAGAGAAAAGUAAAGAAGUGCUGUCUCGUCCCCCCCCCCCCCCCCCACCUGCCCCCAUCAUAAUACCCAUGUCCGAUCAUAAUACGAUGUCCCUGCGCUGAGGUGGAUUUGAUAUUUCAUACAGAUCAAUUGAUUGUCUCAAAAGUUAGUAGGAUGCCUACUUCUAAACUCUAUUUCAUUUCGUUCUGCACAUCGUUCAUGGAGACGCCUACUCGUUUUUUUUAUAGUCAAAGUACAGCUUAUAAUCAAACGGGCUAAAACUAAUUUUUCUUAAAGUCUGGAAACAAUUAAUUUUUGUUUAUGCAGUGUGAAGAAAACCAUUGCAAAUGCGAUGUUGGACACCCUCUGAAAUAUUUCAUAUUUUAUUAAUUUAUCUAUUUUGCUUCUGUAUAGGCAUACAUAGUUACCAAAUUGGUUAUACAUGUCAAUCAUCGAAGAAUAUAUUUGAUUUGAUUUUCAUUUUUCAUUUUCAUUAAAAAAUUUAAAAAGCUAUUUUUCAACUAGCUUUGUUGAUCAAAAAUACCGCAAAGAAAAUGUAUUAUACUAAAACACAUGCAAAGCUAGAAAAGGUCAUCGACAACUGUCUUCAUUCGAAGUAUGCAUUUUGUAAUACAUGUAUAUGAAUAGUGAAUACACAAUGUUAACGUGGAAUUAGUGAGUCAGUGGUGAAACUGUGGGAUCGUAGGUAAAUAUUACACGUAGUUGCUUUCGUAAACAUUAGACUUUGACAUGUGCCUCGCAGCAAAUGUGUCU